GGUAGUUGGCACAAAAAUCAAUCCGCCAAUCCACCAAACAGCCAAAGCAACCAGAAAAAAACGCCUUCUCCUUCCUUCCUUCCUUCCUUCAAUUCGUACCAAAAGACACAAGGCACAACGAACGCUCUUCGAGUUAGUCUUCUACCUCCGCUUCUGUUCGCUCAACGCCAUCACCAUCACCGCCAUGUGGCGCUCUCUGUGGCGCUCCAUCGACCGCUUCUCUCUCCAGUACUUCAAAUACGUAAUCAAUGAACUGCGGCAGAUCAAAGUUGUGGACUGGCAUAACAGGGAAUUAGUCAUUGAUUUACUACAGUCCAUAGUGGAGCUAGUUACCUAUGGUGAUAGACAAGACCCACUGAUUUUCGAAUAUUUUAUGGAGUACCAAGUUUUAGCAGAAUUUGUUCGUGUGCUAAAGAUCAGUAAAAAUUCAAGAAUUGAGGCACCGUUGCUUCAGUAUCUAAGUAUAAUGAUUCAAAACAUGAACAGUGACCAUUCAAUUUACUAUUGUUUUAGCAAUGACUAUAUCAACAACAUUAUAGGACAUAAGUUUGAAUUUGGAGGAGAUAUAGCCUUAUAUUAUGUAUCUUUUUUGAGAGCAGUGAGCAAUAAAUUAAACAAAGACACAGUUUGCCUUCUUCUGAAGGUCUAUGGGGAUUCUGUAGUCUCGUUUCCCCUGUAUGAUGAGGCUCUCAAAUUUGCCCACCAUGGGGAAAAGAUGAUUCAGACAGCUAUCCGUGCACUAACUCUCAGUAUAUAUAAUGUUAGUGAUGAUAUGGUUUAUCAAUAUAUAACAACUCCUCCGGUCUCGAAGUAUUUUUCAGACUUGGUUUCAAGCUUAAGCAAUCAAUUUUUUCAUCUAGAUGCUCUUGUCCAUGCUACAGAGAUGCGUACAAAUCAAAAGAGAAAAGAACUACUUUUGGAAACUGAUAAGAUUGUCGAUGAUCUGUAUUACUUCAACGACAUGCUUGGAGUUGGCCAGUCUUGUUUGAGUACAGUAGUCAUUGAAAAUCUUCUCAGAAUAUUAAUCUUUCCCAUAUUACUCCCAUUACUGCAGUUAGGGCAGAGCAAUGGCUCAAAUCUAUCUGCAGUCACGUCUUUCUAUACUGUUUCUCGUCUUCUUCAAGUUAUUGGUGGAAAAGGCAUGUUCAACUCUGUCGCUGGAGUUAUUUUAUAUCCUUAUAUGACAUCAAGUGUGAGAGAUGCUAUUGAAAGGGACUCAACUGAGAGCAUUAGUCAUGCUAAAUCUAUAUUGAGUGAAAUGGGAAAAGUAGUAUCGUAUAGUCCUGAGACUGAAAGAGCAGAAAACAGUAGCCUCCCUAGAGAUACUGUCUCUAAUAAAAGGAGUGGAAUACUAGCUCAUGUUUUCUCUGACAAUCCUAGUCUAUCACUAGCAUCACUAUUCUUAUUAUUUAUUUUAGCAGAAGCAAAAGAUCUUCAUCCUUUACUAGCUCAAAUGAUUGGCUUAAAUGGAAUGCAAAAUAUGAUUGCAGUGGAUGGAAAUAUUGGAAAUCUUCUAGUGAAAUACAUGGAUCAGAUUUUAAAUGCAUUAUUGAAGGUUUUAGCAAGUCAACCACCUUUCUCUAUACUAAUACAAUGGCAUACAGGGUGGUUCUUGCGGAAGCUAUUGAUUUUACAAGGAAAAGGGCUUGGUGGUCAUAAUUUCGAGCUAUUCAAUACCUCAUAUCAGCAAUCCCGUGAAUGCCUUCAGAAAGAACUUGAUGGAUGCUGGUUUGAUCAUAUCCCUGAGGUGUUAAGAAAUGAAUGGCCAAAUUGUAAAGAAGCUCUUGAGGAAUCAUCACAAUGCAAAGAUCCUUUUUUUGUUCUAGAGCUUGAUGAUAGCCAACAAGCUACUGACGGUGAUGCAACUUCAUACUUUGCUUGGAAAAGGAUGGUUGAAACUGUGAAGGUAUUCAUUCUCCAUCUUCAGCUUAAAUCAUGUAUUUUCAAUGGAGAAUUGCUUCAAGAACUCUUGCUGAAUAUGAGCAGCGCAAUUGCUGAUUCUAGUAAAACGCAUGCUUCAGACAUUGCAUCUGCAAGCUUUGGGUCAGAGGUUUCUUUAGGAUCGGGAAUUCCAUGUACAAUUGCAUUUUCCAAUGCUGGAAUCAGGGAUAUCUACCUGAUACCUAAGGCAAGGGAAACUACUGGAAAAGUGCUGCUUGCAGAGAAGCAUCCUUUCCGUAGUCAACGAGGAGUAGUACUUGCUAUUGGACCAUUGGCUGGAUUGAAUCCAAAGGUAGAUGAGGACCAUCCGACAUGGUUGCAUCUUCAGAUAAGAGAGUUUGAACCAAAACUCCAUAAAAUUAAAGUUAGAGGCCAUCAAUCAUCAGGGAUGUCCAAUCAUGUGGCUGAUGGGAGAUGGACACUUGGUUUCUCAAAUGCCAAAGCUUGCGAAGCAGCCCGAUUGUCAAUACUCGAGGAAAUUAGGAAGCAGAGAUCCUCUGUUGAGAGCAUACUUGCUCCUCUACUGCAGGAUAGUUAUCUUGGAAAUUUAUCGGAGACAGAGAGCCAAGAUGAGUGAAGUUUUUAUUUGAGGGGUUGUAAGUUAGCUUGCCAACAUUCUCAAUUUAGUUGUUUUCGGCUUUCCCUCUGUUUUUUUCUUCCAAAUUUUGUUGUCGUCACAUUUAAGGGUGCUGUUCACAAUAUAUAGUUGUUUAUAAUAACAGACCACUGAUCUCUAAA
Prunus avium (sweet cherry) is the source of this 2679-nucleotide messenger RNA. Its product is annotated as protein TRANSPARENT TESTA 9-like. Gene Ontology annotation, biological process: endosomal transport; regulation of autophagosome maturation; vacuolar transport. The record is from RefSeq and is a predicted model, not a curated record. NCBI's taxonomy places the organism in Eukaryota, Viridiplantae, Streptophyta, Magnoliopsida, Rosales, Rosaceae. Gene Ontology annotation, cellular component: late endosome; Golgi apparatus.